UUGUAAUUUCCUCCUAUUGGCCCCACUUUGACCAUCCAUAAUAAAUAGGGAAAUGUCCAUCCUAACCCAUUUGAACCAGUCAAUGAAGUCCCUCCAUUUUCAAGACUUGAGAUUGAGAAAGAAACCACUUCUUCAAUAUAUAGCACAAAAUUUGGAUAAAAGAAUUUAGACACACAACUACAAGCAGAACAGGAGAGAGAUGGGAGUAGUUGGUUGCAACAAUGAUGGGUACCUGAAUGAUGCCAAGUACAGCGAGCCUUUGCCAUGGAUUGGAAUCUACAUAGCUGCAGCCUCUUUGGUCUGCCUCUUAGCGAUGGCUGCUGAUCUCAUCCACGGCAUCGGCCACAGAAAAUUCUGGUUUCCCUGUAAGUUCUUCACUCUUAACUCUACUUCCCUAACCCUGAUAGCUGUGGCAAUCAAGCUUUGUGUGGAUCUCAAUACCUCCAUGCCUGGCAGAGAGGAUCAGCUUGCAAAGCUAAGUAGUGCUGUGCUGAUGUGCACCAUCAUGGCUAAUUGUAUGCCUUCUCUUGGGUCUAUGGAAAAUCAAGAAAUCUUUAUGAACGUUAUGGCUCUAGGGAUUCUUGUUAUUACCCUCAUCGUAAACGUCGGUAUGGAGAUUGGUACUGGAGUGAUCUACGUUUAUAUGAAAGAGCACGUUUCUAUUCUAAUCUCGAUGCUUGUUUUACUUGGUAUCUUGAGUUUUUCUGCUUCAGUUGUUCCAUCAACUAAGAGCUACCUGGAAAUGAAGUAUUGCGUAAGACAUGAAUUAGCAUCAAAAGAGUGUGCAGCAAAUGGAAAAGGAGACAAACCAGUCAUCGAAAGACUCAAAGUGGAUUUGAUGAAAUAUUGGAUGAUGUCUCAAACAACCAGCCCCCAGUUUGUGAUGGGCCGAUCCGCCACAUGUACUGCUUCUGGGGCAAUCAGUCUUCUUAGCGCUGCAAUUUUAGCAGAGGCUAUUCUUACAUCCUACUUGAUGAAGAGAUCAUUGAAGUUCUGCAACGGCCAGUCUGAUUAUAAAUGGUCAAUCACUUUUAUCCUCGUUAUACAGUGCGUAGCAGUUGUAGUGGGGACUGUCGCCCCGGCAAUCAGAUGGUUUACAGCUAUAAAAUUCAGGUGUCCAAACCUGAGAAAUGGAGGUUACAAGAAGGAAUUCAAAUUAGAAUACUACUGGAUUCGAUAUCUAGUAGAGAUGAAAGAGUCUCCAUUAACUAUCAGAGUUAAAAAUAGAAGAUGCAGAAAGCUUGCUCAUAAUGCAAGAAACACAUUUCUGGAUGCAUGUAUCAUCCUACAAACAGUAAUAGUGUUCAUAAGCAAAGUGAUUCGACUUAUUUCCAUUUUCUUUUUCAGAGGAAUCUUCUCAUGCUGUGACCUUUUCAAGAGUUUGAAAAACAGGCUGUGGUUUAACAGCACCAUUCCUCUCAGCAAUUCAGGGUCAGAAGAUGAUGCUGAUUCGAAGCUAGAUCUAAGUCGUUUCGUUCUGUAUCUUGAAGGUGAAGAUGAUCUGGUUCACGUGAUGGUAACAAAUAAUUAUCAUGCCGUACAUCAUUGGAUUCAGAAAGGGAAGAAGAAAAAACCUAAGAUUCUCAUUCACCUAUUGGAAGGAACGAUCAUAUCACGAGGUUUCAGGGGAGUGGCAGAGUUUGAUAACCAUCAAGUUCCAUGUCUAGAUUCCAAAGAGCCCCAAAAUUGCUGGGCGCUUCCUGUGGUGACAUUAACAGCCAUAGCAAUUUCUCUUCCAAAUAUAAGACGUCAUUUAAUCAAACAUUUGGUGACCGCAGUAAAUGAAGGCCUCCGAUACAUAAGACUCAUCGAAGAUUGCUUCGACAUGGAAGGGAAUUUCAUAAACCUAAAAAAAGCAGCAGAAAUGGUUUGGCUAGGAAUUGAUCUCCACAAUCAAUGGCUAGACAUAGACCUCCACAAAAUUUCACAUCAUAAAGAAACCCCAAACGAAGUUUUCCAACAGUUUUCAGAUGAAGCAAAGAAAAUGUACACAGAGGAGAAGACUACUAAUCAACAUCUAUGCUUGAAACUAAGUACUUCAAAAUGGCCAAUCAAGAUAUUGGCUACGAACUGUAUGUACAGAAUAAGCGAAUCGAUGCUGCUGAAGUACGAAAAGAAAUACAGGUAUACAAACGAACAAUUGUUCUUAGAAAUGGAAGCAAUGAUUUCUGGCAUAAUGGGAGCGUGCAUGACAAAUUUGGAGAAAGUGAUAUCAACAAAAUGUGCAAACUUUGUGAUUGAAAAACGAGAGAGGAGCGUGAGAGAAGCCGCUUACAUUCUGGGGAAAACAGGGAGGAUUUUGGAUCUCAUAGAAAAGACGACGGUUCCACCACUUGAUGAACAUCAAAUGAGGAGCAUUGAUGAAUGGCGAUUGGCUUACAAGCUGGAGAUGUAGCAUUCGUGGAAGGUGAAGGGGGCGGCAUACGAAGGUGCUUUCUCUGAAUUUGAGAGGAGUUGAAGCAAUGGAGCAUUGGGUGGAUCAAAGGAGUACACAAAUUCAGAUGCAAGUAGAAACCGUAGAAGGAUAUUUAGGUUUGAUGGUUAGUUCAUAGUUACUCAUGAAACGUUGUUGCAAAGUUUGAAUUAUUCCAGAUGGGUUCGGUGAAUGGGGUUUAGGGUGACACUGACACACCCUCUGCCCGUGCAACCGUGUCUACUUUUGUAAAUUUCUCUUCUCCUUUCUCUCAAACUUAGUACGGAAUCUUUCGCUAUUUGCAAACUAAUAUCCCACAUUUUCACAAUUUUAGUAUUUAUAUUAAAUGAAUUCACAUUUAUUCCUUUCA
This is a messenger RNA of Cucumis sativus (cucumber), 2783 nucleotides long. RefSeq lists its product as uncharacterized. The record is from RefSeq and is a predicted model, not a curated record. The coding region runs from base 200 to 2395 and encodes 731 amino acids. Lineage: Eukaryota; Viridiplantae; Streptophyta; Magnoliopsida; Cucurbitales; Cucurbitaceae. The transcript has a single exon.